AUGUCCGAUUAUUUUACGGAGAUGGGCUGGACGCCUCUAGGUGACGGAGAAACGCCGAACCACCUGAUUCAAAUGGCACGGUUCCUGCGGGAUUUGGGCAUGUGGGAAUUGGUUGGAGAAACGGAACUUCCACCGCCAGCGUCGAAGGACGCGGUAGCUAAUUUACCGGAAAUUAAGAUUGAAUCCGGUGAAACUAAGCAAUGUCCGGUUUGCCUGAAGGAAUUCGAGACAGACAGUAAAGCAAAGUCAAUGCCUUGUCGUCAUAUGUUUCAUCAAGAGUGUAUCUUACCGUGGUUAGAAAAGACUAAUUCAUGUCCACUUUGCCGAUACGAAUUACCAACAGACGAUGAAGACUAUGAAAUGUAUAGGAAAGAGAAACAACGAGCGGUAGAAAGAGAAAAGGAUUUGAAAUCAUUACAUAAUUCUAUGUUUACGUAA
Monomorium pharaonis (pharaoh ant) is the source of this 438-nucleotide messenger RNA. Its product is annotated as E3 ubiquitin-protein ligase RNF181. Lineage: Eukaryota; Metazoa; Arthropoda; Insecta; Hymenoptera; Formicidae. Gene Ontology annotation, cellular component: cytoplasm. Gene Ontology annotation, biological process: protein ubiquitination. Gene Ontology annotation, molecular function: ubiquitin protein ligase activity. The transcript is spliced from 2 exons. Bases 1 to 438 code for a protein of 145 amino acids. The record is from RefSeq and is a predicted model, not a curated record.